Trypanosoma brucei brucei TREU927 is the source of this 2106-nucleotide messenger RNA. RefSeq lists its product as hypothetical. Lineage: Eukaryota; Euglenozoa; Kinetoplastea; Trypanosomatida; Trypanosomatidae. The record is from RefSeq and is a predicted model, not a curated record. The transcript has a single exon. Bases 1 to 2106 code for a protein of 701 amino acids.
AUGACGCGAUACGGUGCUGUACAACACGGAACCCACGCCUCAGGCGGCCCAUCACAACUCGGACAGCAGCUGCGAAGGGAGGGUAACUCCAUGCGCUUUAAUGACAUCGGUGCGAGAUUCACCAGAAGUGGGUCAAACGGCGGUUCUUACGGCGGAGGGUCCGGAUAUGGCUCUUCUGUGUCGCAUAAUCCCCCAAGUUUACGUAGGCAAAGCAGUGGGCUUCUAUCACGCGACAACUCACUUUGUGGUCACCUAUCCGCUGAAGAUGUUGGGUAUGGUACUCUUUAUCGUCCCAGAAGCUUCUCAAGGGGUUCGCGGUACGGUAUGCGCUCAUCGUCCCAACAAGGAAGCCUUCGUUCUCACAGUGGCGCCGGUGGAGGAGGAAGUUUUGUCAAGAGAAGUAGCUUUCGAAGUAGCCCGAGUCGCUACCCUUGUGGUUCGUUUCACUGGACUCCUGAUGGUCCCGCGUCAGCAUCGAACAGUGGUGGUAGUUUUUACGGUACGCGUCGCAGGACCUCUGGCGCAGGCGUUUCCAGUGUCCCUAACCCUGCCCGUUGCGUAUACGAUAUGGGGGGAGCAGUCAGUCGCCGUGGCUCCUUAUUGGCCGGUCAGAGUGGCACAACGCCGAGAGAAGGAGCCUGUUAUGGAAUCAAUCGGAAGAACAGUAUGCGGUUAUCGCGUACUAAUUCUUGUAUGAACGGCUUCUACAGUUAUGGCGCCAACGCGUUGGCCUCAAGACGGGAAAUGGGUGGGUAUGGCAGCCUUCCUCGGAGCCGCCUGGCGGGGAGGCCUACAGCUCCACCUAAUUGGCCAGGUGUCCCAACAAACGUUUCACGCAACCUGAACCCAAUGGGUACAAGACAACCGCAACGUCCGUUAAAUGAACCCAUCGUACCAGACGAUGCUGAAAAGGAUGUUCCUGGUCAACUGGUACGGUGUAACAGUGAAAAGAAAAUCGGUAUCUAUUUCAAGGACGUACAACCGACGGAGGAGGGGGAGUACAAACAAGGCGACGCGGCGAGUGGACGGAAGUCAAAGGCCUCCAUGUCGUCGUCUGCCGUAACGAAUAUUCGCACCAUUGUACUUCUUGAAGGGGAAGCUGAGGAUUCAAUUCAUGUUGAUGGGACGACCAUGACGUUACUUAAGCCGAACAGUGAUGAACCGGUAAGGUUUGAAACCAAGGAAAUUGUUUAUUACGACCCAAACGAUUCUAACAUCUACAUGGACUCUACAGAAGAGCUCUGUGACACAUUCCUCUUGGGUUGUAAUAUCAGCCUCGUGAUGGCCGACGCUCAGUGCCCUGCACAGCAACCUACGCAAUGGCAUUCAUGGAAUGUUCUCAGGCGGUUGAUGAGAGAUGUAUUUGCGCGAAUGCCCGACCGCGCGGAGUUGAGGUUAUCAAUUUCAUUGAUGGACGAUGAUAAAGUGAUGGAUUUACUAGUGCCCGAUCCGCAGUUUGUUAACCUCACCGUCUCCUACUCUCCGUUGUUCGGAAACGUACCCCAUGGAAUGACAUUUGAGGUACUGGACAGUGCGUCGGAGUUUGGAGGCCUCUUAAAAGUGGCACUCUCAAGGGCUGUUGGUCAAGACAGUGGCGAGUUUGGAAUAAUUCUUGUGGUGGCAAUAUUAAAACAAGUUCGUAAAAACCCCUCAAAUCCCAAAGAUGAAGAAGAUGUUAUCCUAUCCUCUUUGUUUGCUACGGGGGUGGGUGACGGUGUCGUCCACUACAGUCGUAUCCUUGACAAAAACCCUGCCGAACCACGUGCCAUGUUCCAGUUUGCUGUGGGUGGUCCAUCCCAAACGGCUGCUGUCGUCUCCAUGGCGGACGAUCCCAAAAACUUAGUGAAAAAUCACCAGUUCAUGACUACUCUUCAACGACUUGGGAAAAUUGAAAAUUACACUCUGCGUUUAGGUUCGGUUCGUCGGUUUGUUUCCUACACGAAGGAGUCGCUGCCGAAGACGCGGAUCCACCUCCAGAACCUGCCGGAAGGACCGGAGAAAGAGGCUCUUAAGCGGUCAGUGACGCGGUACGAGAAGAUGUUGGCUGACGCUGAGGCCAUGCUUGAGUCACCGGACUGCGCAGCUCCGAAGACAUAUGUGCGUUAA